Molecule: messenger RNA, 1962 nt
Organism: Fraxinus pennsylvanica
Lineage: Eukaryota; Viridiplantae; Streptophyta; Magnoliopsida; Lamiales; Oleaceae
Source: the annotation of a GenBank genome assembly
AUGGGGCACGGGACUUCGAAAAAUGAAGCCUUUGACGAGUCAACUGACAUUUCAGGCUCAAUGUCAUCAAGAAUUCAUAAACUCCGGCAGCGGCUCCACCUCCACCGCCGCCGCCACCACCGCCACGGGAGUGACUCAAACUCGAAGUCCAAUCUCUCCAAACACCUCCUCAAGGAGGAGGACUUUGUGGGCAUCGCCCGCCUCCGCCUCAUCAGGGCGGAAAUGAAAUUCAAGGAUAAAUGGCUUUCUUGUGUUUCGCUUGGGGAACAGACUUUUCGCACUGCUAUUUCUGAUCAAACUGACAAGCCUGUCUGGAAUUCUGUGAAAAAACUUCUUUUGGAGAAAAUAGGGGCACAUGUUGCGAGAAUAUCUAUAUUUGAGACCAAUAGAUUAUCCAAGAGCAACCUUAUUGGCUAUUGUGAGAUUGAUCUACUUGAAUUUUUUACUCAGGAGUCUGAUUUGGAGAUGAAGGUUGAUCUAAAAGAUCCAUCAGCUGCUACGGUUGUUGUAGGCAGUAUAUAUCUAUCAUGUUCAAUUGAGGAUCCAAUAGAAACGGAGAAAAGUUUCGUGAGGCGCAUCUUGUCUAUAGUGGACUACAAUGAAGACGGGAACCUUUCAUUUGCUGAGUUCUCGGACUUAAUUGAUGCAUUCGGCAAUCAACUGGCAGCUAAUAAGAAAAAGGAGCUUUUCAAAGCAGCUGACGAGGACGGGAAUGGUGUCGUAAGCAUUGAUGAGUUGGCUAUGCUUUUGGUUGUUCAACAAGAGAAGGAUCCACUUAUCAAUUGUUGUCCUGUCUGUGGUGAAAUUAUUGAAGUUUCGGAUGGGUUGAAUACCAUGAUACAUUUGACCCUUUGUUUUGAUGAAGGAACUGGAAACCAGGUUAUGACAGGAGGAUUCUUGACUGAUAAGCAGGCUUCAAAUGGGUGGAUGUUUAAAGUAAGUGAAUGGGCUCAAUUUUCAUCCUAUGAAGUUGGUUUGAGAUCUGGAUCAGGUGCUUCGCAUAUUUUGGUUUUUGAUCGGAGAACAAAGAGAUUAGUGGAGGAAAUAAUUGAUGCCAAGAUUAUUCUAUCAAUGAGAGCCAUAUACCAAUCUAAACUAGGGCUUGGUCUCAUGGAUAAAGGGGCAAAGGAACUGUUGCAGAAUAUCUCAGAAAAGCAGGGCAGGAAAAUGGAUUCAGUCAAAUCUGCUAAAGACAUACCGAAAUUUGUUGAUAUGUUUAAGGAUCAAAUCAAUUUAUCUGAAGUCAAAUACCCUUUAAAGCAUUUUAAGACAUUUAAUGAAUUUUUCAUAAGAGAGUUAAAACCUGGUGCAAGACCAAUUGCCUGCAUGGAACGUGAUGAUGUUGCUGUAUGUGCUGCCGAUUGCCGGCUGAUGGCCUUUAAAACUGCUACAGAUAGUCUAAGAUUUUGGAUCAAGGGGCGAAAGUUUUCUGUCCAAGGUCUUUUAGGUACAGAAGUGUGCUCCAGCUCGUUUGUUGAUGGAACUUUAGCGAUAUUUCGGUUGGCACCACAGGAUUACCAUCGUUUCCAUUUUCCUGUCUCUGGAACUAUUGAGAAAUUUGUGGAUAUUCCUGGAUGCUUAUACACGGUAAACCCUAUUGCCGUGAAUAGCAAGUAUUGUAAUGUGUUCACUGAUAAUAAACGUGUUGCCGCUCUCGUUUCAACAGCAGAUUUUGGAAAGGUGGCGUUUGUUGCUAUUGGAGCAACUAUGGUUGGUAGCAUAACUUUCUCUAGAAAGGAGGGUGAUUAUGUGAAGAAAGGAGAUGAGUUUGGUUAUUUCUCAUUCGGUGGAAGUACUGUGAUUUGCGUUUUUGAAAAGGAUACAAUCAAGAUAGACGACGAUCUCUUGGAAAACAGUGCAAGAUCGCUUGAAACCUUAGUUUCUGUUGGAAUGAGACUUGGCAUCUCCACUAAGAAACCAUCUGAUAGCAAGUUGCCAAACAUCGAAAAAAUUGUACUAUAG